AUGGCCGGUAACUGUGACACAGACGAUGACCCGGCGGAAAGAAUAUGUUCGAUGUUCUCUGAUGCUAAAUACAACAAGUGCUAUAAGUUGUAUAAAGAGGCCGAUGAAGUGUUCACUGAGAGCCAGUUAGAUACACUGGAGAAACUUACCCUUCAGUACCAUAUGAUGAAAGACUCACAUGUUACGAUCACAGAGGUUCUACAGAGAAGAAUGGAGAGCUUAAAGGAUGGGCAGCGUGAGCUUCGUGUUUACAUAGCAGGAGAGGUGGCAGUGGGUAAGUCGACCUUUCUGAACUUACUGAUGGGUGGAGACUAUUUACCCACCGACCAUGGAAGCUGUACUAAUGUUCUCUGCGAGGUUCACAAUAACCCAGUGAGACUAGGAAUCAUAUACUACGGGACAGGACAGCGUAUAGAUAUUAAUUUACCACCUGACUCGACUUCCGACGAAUGGAAUCGGAUUCAGGCCUGUAUUAAGGACAAGACUGAUAAUCAAAUCAGAGUUACUAAAGUCGAAAUAUACUGGCCAUUGAUGAUCUUCAAGAGCAUGCAUCAGACAGAAACUAAAGAAGCGGGACGACAUAUCAGCGGCAGUAUUGAUAUGGCAUCUGACUUGUUGGAAAGCAUACGUCCUAAUAUCAUGUCAGAAGUCGAAAACGUUGAUACCCCGAAAAAUGAGGAGGAGUAUUUGAGAAAACGGAGCACUCUCAAAGGCUGCUUUAAACAGUCAGAGAGGAGAGGACGACUGCCCAUUAUAUUUAUGGAUUUCCCUGGCAUUGAUUCGGACCAUCAAGAAUCGUUUAAGCCAUAUCUUCGAAAUGUUGACAAGUGCCACACAUUCAUAUUUAUGAUAGACAUACACAGAGAUCAUGGGGUACGUGGACCUACACUGCAAAAGUUGAUGGCUGAUAUAUCUGAUGCAAUUGCAAUAGAAAGUUCAACUUUGGAUCCUCAAACAGCACUUUUUGUCUGUACAAACUGCCCAGAAAGUAUCAUUAGCGAUUUGAGAAGGAAAUCGGAUCUUACAGACAAGAUACUUGCCAGAAUCCAAAUGCGUUGGCCAAUGGUGGUGAGGAGCCAGAUAAUCUUUAUUGACAAUAUGACAAAGGUUGCAUCCUCUGUCGACCGGUCACUCCUCAUGAUGACACUCCAAAGAGAAAUAAUAGAUUUCCUAAUAAAAUCUGAACGUUUGUUAUUGGAGGAGCACUGCAUGUGGUUAACACGUUUGAUUGAAUGUACGUCUGCCUUCAUGAAAUUUGGAAACCAAUGGAAAUCUAUGGAAGAUAUUAUUCGGAUUGACGUUAAAACACGUGAAUCUUUAGAAAAAGUUUUUGAUUUCUUUGAUCGUUUGAAAACUGACUCCAGUAUAGCAGAUAAAAUGACAAGCAUUCAAACCUUAUAUGAAGACAAGAUCCGUAGAUAUUUAGAUCAUGAAAUACAAAUGGACGAGCUCACAAUUAAAGACGUGAUGUCUUUGAGGGAUAAAAUAAGCCCAGUCCUUAAAAGUUUCCAGCGGGCUUGCGACAUAGAGAUGGAAUACACACUGUCCAGGAUGAGGUCAGAAAUUCAAGAAAAACUAAUGUAUGGGGAAUUUCAAGGAACCGUAGCUCAAGAUGAGAAUUCCAUAAUUGAUAACGACAAGGUCGUCCUACCUUUUGUGGCUCUAUUUCUAUGGCCUGUUGGACUUGGAAUUGCUGCUUUCGCCAUUUACGAAUUUGCAUUGUCUAUAAUGGAGAAUGACAGUAUGUCGAAACAAAAUCUCAUCAAAAAGGUGGUGGCCAAAAUCAAAGAACAUAUGGCCAGUAAUUUAAAUAAGAGUGUCCAGGAAAUGAAUAGACAUAGGAUUGAACUUGUUAAUAUUUUAAACCAAAACAAAAAAUAUCCUUCAUUAAAGGGAAACACAGAUCGCUCGUCCGUCUGUGAGAGAUUUAAUGAGAUCGCCAAAAGUCUUUGGGACGUCUAUGUUGGUUCCAUUAUGCAGCAUGAAUUUUCCUCAGAUGAGAUAGAAGUACACUAUGACCAAGGGAUAGGACAUCAUAAUCAAAAAGUUAAUGUUUAUAAUGCUACGAUAAAGGCGCGAAAAAAUGAAACACACGCUGUGAAGGAAAUUCAAAUGCAACUCCGAGAAACGCCUGCAGAAGAUUCGACUAAGGAAAAGGGGGACUAUAAAACAUCUCUACCCUGCGACUCUUCAAUAUUUCGAGAAAGAUAUUUAUUAAAGCAUUUGUCGUUGAAGAAAGCAGAUGAAGACCACCCCUUCUUUGUACAAUAUGAAGGUUCUGCUGGUCACGUUGAAAAGGGUCAUUAUCAUUUACAGCUUGUUAUGAAGAGAUAUAAGGGUAGCCUUGUAGACGUACUUCAAUGUACUGAUCAGAAGAGACGAAUCAAAUACGCCAAAGCAGCUGCGCGAGGCCUCCGGUUUCUACACAAACAUCAAGUUAUACACAGAGAUGUUAAACUCUCCAACUAUUUGGUUGAUGAUGACGAUAAUGUCGUGAUCUGUGACGUAGGACAUUCAAAGCAUAUUGAUAGUGUGCAGACAAUUCGUGGUCGAGGAACCUUGAUAUACCUGGCUCCAGAACUUAGAGAUUCCUCCAUCUUUCCACAUACAAAAGCUUCAGAUAUUUAUUCACUCGGACUUACAUUAUGGGAGUUGAUUAAUGGUGAACGUAUUGAUCUUGAAAGACGUUUUGAAAAGAAGAUCUCUAAAGGGAAAGGGGGAGGUGUGGAGAACUUAAUUCGAGCUUGUUUGAAUCCUAACCCCAAACAAAGACCUACUGUAUUUGAAAUCGUUGCUCAACUGGAUAUCCUCUAUUCAACAACAUACUUAUAGAUAGCAAAUGUAAACUAAGUACAUGUGAAUCCUACAGGAUU
Messenger RNA from Saccostrea cuccullata (small rock oyster), 2873 nucleotides. Its product is annotated as dual serine/threonine and tyrosine protein kinase-like. The transcript has 14 exons. Gene Ontology annotation, biological process: protein phosphorylation. The record is from RefSeq and is a predicted model, not a curated record. NCBI's taxonomy places the organism in Eukaryota, Metazoa, Mollusca, Bivalvia, Ostreida, Ostreidae. The coding region runs from base 1 to 2832 and encodes 943 amino acids. Gene Ontology annotation, molecular function: ATP binding; protein kinase activity.